AAAGAUGGCGUCACCAGCUACGAUUAACAAGAUCGAGAGAGCUCACCAGAUGUACCGGGAAGGUAAAUAUUCAGAAGCACUGGGUUAUUAUACGGAUGCACUUUCUUUGGCUAAAACAAACUCCCAAAAGAUCGCUCUCCACAGCAAUCGUGCUGCUUGUUUCCUCAAACUUCACGAUUUUAAAAAGGCAGCAGAUGAAUGUACAUUGGUUCUUGAACUUGAUCAAAAACACACAGGCGCGCUUAUGUUGCGUGCUCAAACCUUAGUUACCCUCAAGGAGUACCAUUCAGCACUUUUCGAUGUCAACAGGUUGAUUGAGUUGAAUCCAUCAUCAGAAAUUUAUCAAAACCUUCAUGCCCGUCUGAAGACACAAUUGUCACUUGCUCCAAUACCUGAAGCUGAAACAGAAAUUGAAGAAGAUGAGGAUGAAUAUGAUGAUUUAAAGGAACAUUGGGAAGAACAAUGUAGUAAUAAAGAGACCGAUGAAGGUGAUGUAAGAAAAGACGACAGGGAUGUCGCUGAAGCAACCACAGGAGAAGCUGAGCCUGGAAAUAUCGAACUGACAACUGAAGUCAGUGAUGUUCAGAAAAUUGAAUCGUCUGAACAACCGUCGUCUAGCUGGGAAGCAAUCCCACAGCCAAAAGGACAUUCACGGCUUGACUAUUCUAGAUGGGAUAGGGUUGAAGAUGAGUCUAGUGAAGAUGACGAUGAUGAGGAUGACGACGAGGAUGAUUCUCAGCCUCAGUAUAGAUUCCGUGUCAAAACUAUUGGGGUGCGAGCUGUUAAGUAGGGCGAAAAUGAUUUAUAAUGCAAUUGCAUGAAUUGGGCCAUAGCAUUCUUUAUUGUUUCAUAUGAAGAGAGCUGAAAGUUUAUUGGGCUCAGAAAUGAUGGUAGUGUGUGAAAGGCUCUAUUGCUCUAGCCACUAAUUGAAGCUAUGGAUCAUGUUGAUGGUUCCUUAUGCUGAGAGCACAGAAACAAUGUACAUUCUAUAUGAAAUGAUUGAGCACCAGAAACUAGUAUAUUCUCUGGCCAAGUGAGAUCCAGUUCAGGCAGCGUUUGUCUAUAGUGCUAUUUUGAUUGGUUCCCCAUGUCCGAAGACUGGUGGCCAUGCUGCAGGCUGUACAGUUCUCUUUGGUUGCAGAGUGUAGAUUUACGUCUUUGGAUACAUGAUUCUGCUGAAUGAAUAAAUUGUAAGAUCACCAUACUGCUCUCUUUUCCUUGCAUCAAAGGUCAGAAUUAGGAAGAGGAACAUACUUUACUUUUUCUUUUUCUUUUGGGGGUCUCUGUUGUAUCAUUUAACGUUAGCAACGAAUAUGUCUAUUUUGUUAAUGAUUCAUAUUUUGUAAUGUUAAUGAAUCUUACAAUUUUCAUUAUGUUCCAAAAAAUGUUUUCCGGUUU
Molecule: messenger RNA, 1398 nt
Organism: Lycium ferocissimum
Lineage: Eukaryota; Viridiplantae; Streptophyta; Magnoliopsida; Solanales; Solanaceae
Exons: 3
Coding region: 5-790 (261 amino acids)
Molecular function (GO): protein binding
Source: RefSeq, a predicted model, not a curated record